AUGGACUCGAUGAGAUCUCUCAACACCUCACUACCGACACCAUACUCGGGCAGACCAGUCCCGCCCGAACACCUUCUGCAGGCCUUCAGAUCUGCCGCUCUCUCCGUCACAAACCUCUACAAGUCAGCCGUGCAAGACCAGAACAACAACCGAGCUGCCGGAUACCAAGAUGCCCUCGAUGACAUCCUACGCUUCCUCGACUCGGAGAAUUUGGGACUGCAAGAUGGAGAAGGAUGGCGAGUUCGGCAAUGGGUGACAGAGCGUUAUGAUGGUUCUGCCAAUCAGCCGCAACCAGAGAGCGAAGAUGAGAGGUCUGAGAGCGAGCCUGCUAGGACUGCUGCCACAGACAAUAUCGUCUCUAGUCCAGAGCCCCAGCCCGUGGAGCAGCAGGAGCAACAGCCACAAGAACAAGACGCAAUCAUGCAACGAAAUGAAGACACCUUUGAAGUGAACGCCACCGCUCAGCCCACCAUACACCCACCAGAACCGUCAAGCUUUACUUUCCAAUACCCCUCAGAGUCAGCAGCCCGGCUGCAGGUCGAAAGAGAACGCCGGGAAUCAUUCUCCGCACCACCACAGUCCUCGCCCGUGUCCGAUAGCGACGGACCAGGCAAUGCUCCAGCGAGACCACUCACGUCGAGUCGGGGCAUGAGAGCAACACAGCGGGGCACCUCCCAUCGGCAGAACAGCAACAAUCGCCAGUCAGCGAGAGGUCUGGGCAUUGCUUCAGGUUCGAAGCGAAAAAAUCCCUUUCCUGACAUCAACUUCUUUGAUAUUGGAUUCGGACCAAGAGAUGGGUCAGAUUCUGGAAGCAAGCGAGGGCGCUACGCAUGA
This is a messenger RNA of Cyphellophora attinorum, 834 nucleotides long. RefSeq lists its product as uncharacterized. Lineage: Eukaryota; Fungi; Ascomycota; Eurotiomycetes; Chaetothyriales; Cyphellophoraceae. The record is from RefSeq and is a predicted model, not a curated record. The coding region runs from base 1 to 834 and encodes 277 amino acids. The transcript has a single exon.